Messenger RNA from Nyctereutes procyonoides (raccoon dog), 5251 nucleotides. RefSeq names its product NOP2/Sun RNA methyltransferase family member 7 (gene NSUN7). Gene Ontology annotation, molecular function: methyltransferase activity. Lineage: Eukaryota; Metazoa; Chordata; Mammalia; Carnivora; Canidae. The record is from RefSeq and is a predicted model, not a curated record. Bases 1 to 3351 code for a protein of 1116 amino acids. The transcript is spliced from 14 exons.
AUGUGGUUGAAAGGGGAGAAAGCUGUCCUGGGUUCACAGAGUGGAAACAAUCUCUGCAGAUUCCUCCUGAGAGCUCUUCCCACACCUUCUACCUACACCUUUGAAUCUCCACCACCUGGAUGGGUAGGGGCUGGUGGCUACGGGAAUGUCCUAGCUCCAGGUCCUGUGGCCCAUUACUGCAGCCACUUUUUUGCAAACAGCUUCAUUAUCCUCACUCCAUCUACUUCUUCCAUCACCACUGCCAGGCAAGAGAAUGGUUCUGGAUCAAAGCACCUACCUACUUCUCUGCUGAGAUCUCCAGGCUACUGUGCUUCUCUCUACUCUUCCUGUCGGAGCGCUGGCAGCGCCCCAGGCGCCAAGGCGGGUGCCGUCAGCGACACAGAACUCUUGCUUCCGAGGAGAGCGCCCCGGACGCGUCCGGGAGGAGGGGAAGCCCGAGCUCCCGGGAGAGUCGGGGACCCGGGGCGCGGGCGGGCCAAGCGCGCAAAGGCUCUCGGUCGGGCCCCCAGCCGGGGCGGGAACAGGUGUCUCGGAACUCGGACCCGGGCGGAGCCGCUCGCCGGCCAAAUCCCGCGGGAACUGCCCUCGAGCGGCGUCCGGUUGCCAUGGAGACGCGGGUCCCCGCGCGGCCGGCCGACCGACCGACCGACCGACCCUCGGCGCGGCCUGAGCCGCGGUCCCCCCGCGCCGCGCUCCACCGCGCUCCGCCGCCGCGUCCGCCGGGGCCGCCGCGCAGGACACACGGAGAGGCCCGACGGCGCGCCCCGCCUUCGGGAACCCGAGCGAAGCGAGCGCCGGAGGCCGCCACCGCCCCGGCCCCGAACCAGGCCGGCGGGCGAGGCCGCCUCGGAACCCAACUGCCUUCGCGCGGCCCCGAGGGCGCCGUUCCGACCGCAGCCCCGGAGCCCCGAGCGCGGCCGCCGCGUCCCCGUCCCCCGAAGCCCCGGCAGACCGCCGCCGCCUGGGGUAAGGGGCGUCGUGGGGCGGGCGGGGGGAGCGCCACCCCCGACGGGCCCCGGGAAGGGCGGCUCGGGAGGCGACUCCCCAGCCGCCUGCGCCCUGCGCGCCCCCGCCCCUCCGCGACGCUCGGGGCCGCCCGCAGGUGCCACCUGCCCCGCCUCCGCCUUGCGCGCCGCGACGGAGUCGGGCGGCCAGCUGAGCCUGGCGUCGCCGCGGGCAGGCGCGGGGGCGGCCGUGCCCCGCGGCCCCGGCGAGCUGGGCUCGGCCCGCGAGCCCCGCGCGGAGGACCCGGCGCUGCCCGCCCGCGCCGCGCGCAGCGACACAGGCUCCGCCGGGGCGGCCGAGAGCACGGGCUUCCCCGACUCCGUCUACGUUACGGCAGCGAACAUUUUCCAGGGUAUUCGGUUCGAAAAGUCACCGGAGCACGUCUUAAUCAAGUACGGGGAUGAACCCUUGCGGUCCUUGCCCGAGUCGGAGGAUGAAUCCUUGCAGCGUUCGUCCUACGAGCUGGCUUUCAGCGCCCUGAAGUUUCAAGAUAUUUUGGAAACAAUAUUAAUAGAUAGCUAUAUCUUCCCAAGUACCACAAUACCAGAUCACUUGAGCAGUCUUAUUAUUGUGAUGCUGUAUGAUUUCCAAGACAGAAAAUUUCAAGCUCGUCUCCUUUCUGAUAAUGAAGAGCCCAUAGCAGAAGUUCAAGAAGUAGAGAGUCUUCUUAACAGUUUUAAGACGAAGUUGGCUGCAGCAUUGGCAAGAUGUCGAAUCAAACAUGAUGCCCUUUCAAUUUACCACAUUCUUCCAGAAACAAUUAGGAACCAGGAACUAAGGGCCUCCACUUUGCCACUUUAUGCUUGGAUAAAUACUUGUAAAAUCAGCCCUGAAGAAGUUUAUUAUAGUUUGAAGAAAAAAGGUUAUCAUAAAGUCAAAUCUGUAUUACAUAUUGAUGAUAAAGUCUUUGCUGUGGACCAACAUUGCCAUGAUGUCUUAAUUUUUCCAUCUCAUCUUAAAAAUGAUCUUCUAAAUAUAGAUCUUUUCAAAGACUAUAAACUUAUACUUCAGGACAAAUCUCGAAGUCUCGCUGUCCAUUCUGUAAGGGCUUUAUUAAAUAUGGAUGAUGAUAUCUUAAUGGUCAAUACAGGUUCAUGGUACACAGUUGCCCAUAUGUCAGUCUUAACAAAUAAUAAUACCUCAAAAAUAUUUGUGUGUGGAGUAAAGUCACAAACUAAGGAUCCUGACCUGAAGAAUCUUUUUACAAAAAUGGGAUGUAAAAAUAUUGAAAUACUUCAUGAGACAUUUCUUAACAUUGAAUCAAAGGAUCAUAGAUUACAGAAAGUUAAAGUGAUUCUGUUGCUACCUCGUUGUUCAGGACUGGGUGUUAGUAAUCCAGUAGAAUUUAUACUAAAUGAGCAUGAAGAUACAGGUUUACUUAAAGAUUUCUCUCAAGGAGGCACAUCAGAAGAUAAACUUCACAUUCUUGCUCAACAGCAAUAUGAACAGCUAACACAUGCAAUGAAAUUUACUAAAGCUCAAGCAGUCGUUUAUUGCACAUGUUCAGUUUAUCCAGAAGAAAAUGAAGCUGUUGUUAAAAAAGCACUGGAAUUUCAGGACCUGGGGAAUAAAGUACAGCCUUAUAGGCUUAGUCCUCCUGUUCUUCCAAUGUGUUCCUUAAAGGAAAUACAUCUGUCUACUGAUAAAUUUUUCAGAAUGGAACCAUCUGAAAUUACCAAUGGUUGUUUUCUUUCUGUUCUAACAAGGGAGCGGGACCCAUCUGAGACAGUGUCUGUGAAGGAUGUUUUGGCCCGGGCUGCAGCAAAAGGUCUAUUGGAUGGAAUUGAGUUAGGUAAAUCUUCAAAACGGGAGAAGAAGAAGAAAAAAUCAAAAACAUCAUUGCCAAAAGCUCCCACUAAUGACAAUAACGGGAUCCAAAUGAAAAUCACUGAGUUCCUGAAUCGAGAAACAAAUGCAAAAGCUAAUCGGCCAGAGAUAUUAACAAAAACAUCUUUUCCACAGAAAAAUGCAACUCCAGCAAGUUCUUCCUCACAGGUCAGAAAACCUGGCAAGCCUGCCAACAAUCCCUUAGCGCCUACACUUACGAAGAACACAGCUCACCCCAGACCAUAUGAACGGCAGACCAGCUUCCUAAGACCUCGCUCAGAAGACAGAGUGAUUGCUCUGAAACCCAUCGAAAUUGUUCUGCCUCCGGUAAUGUUGCCAUUUUCAAGUUCCCAAGGGAUCAAAUCUCAGCUACCAACUCAACAUUUUUACUAUCGUUGGGUUGGACCCAAGACUGUCAUGCCCAGCUACUUUCCCUCACCAUCAAUAACCAGAAGAGGGGAAAAGCCUAAAGAAAACUUACCUUCCUCCCUACUCCGGCGUCCUCGACCAUGGCUUUGACUGUCUUGUGUUUUUUACAGGGGUCAAGAGCAGUUAAAUUUUUUUUUUUUCAAAGUCUGAUAUUUCUCUGAAGGUUAGAUAACCCUACACAAGAUACUCAUCCUUUGGUCACUUAGUAUCUUCUAAAUGUGAUAUUACCUUCAAGAGAAUUAGGACAAGUGAGAAAAUAAUGUAAGUGAUCCAACAAAAGCAGAAUUCCUACAUUUCAACAGUUCAGUGCUGAUCUGUUCUAGAAUGUCCGGCUGUAGACUCAGUAUCAGCUGUUAGAACUUGUCUUCUUGCUAACUUUCGGUCUGGACUCAGGAUACUGUUUUAAGAGGAAGCUGCAAGUUUUUCCUGCAGGGAAACACUGCCUCAUAACAGAUGUGGGGCUGGUGACUGGAAAGUGUGGCCAGGGAAAAGAUGCUGGCCUUCACGCCUACUUGAGGUCACUUUUCUGUAUCUAUUCAGUUGUGGUUUGACAUUUUCCAUCACUAUGGAGGUCGAUUUUUUUUUCUUAAAUAUCAAAAUAUUCUUUAAACACGGGAUGGCAUGUGUUUUUGUGAUGUGAUUGAGUAGGAAGGACAGGCAAUUUUGAAGUUCCAGGUGUGGGUAGUUCAGCUGAAUGCUACCAGAGUGAAAACUGUUUCUCCUUGGAAGAGCUUCCAGGAUCCCGAGCAGAUUGAACAUAGUCAGCUUUCCCUUCUGACCAUGCCAAUCACAGUUGUGGAAAAGUGACUGUACACAGAUUUCCAUCUAAUUCGUAAUAAUUCUGAGGGGGAGGAAAACUGAAUGCAAGUGACACCUAUUAUUGAAGAGAUCCAUAAAAGUGUCUGCUUCUGUUCCAAGAUCAGGUGAAACAGUAAAAUCUACAAGUCCUAUCAAAUGGCACUCGGUAAUCAAACUUCAGUAAAUCAUUUCUGAUGCACAAUUAAAAUACAUUGUAGCACUAUGUUAAUUAUAUUAAAAGUCAAUUCAUCUUGAAUGUAUUAUCAGUUGCCUAUCAAGAAUUGGUAUGAUGAUCAUUUCUGGGUCUAUUGAUUGGUUUUUCAUCAUGGAAACAAAAAUUAACAUUAAAUCAAGUAAGUUACGACUAUGAAACCUAUUGUUUAAAAUAUGUUCAUAGACACAUUCAUAAAGUUUGAAUAUAAAGUUCUAUUUUCAGAAUCCAGUUGUGUUGAACAGUUUUAUGUAAAUUCCUAAAUGUUCAAGUCAGGCGGCAUGAUUUCAGUAGACUAUUAUCCUCUUCAAGAUGAAUUUUUAGGCCUGUAUCAGCUCUAACAUUCUAGUCUUCAUUUUCUCACUUGAAGUGAGGAUAAACAAAAUGGCAGAUUUCAUUUUAGUAGUAGUAAAUCUUUAUUUUAGCUGAAAAUUUACAUUUAUCAGAAUGUGUCAGGGAAGAAAGGCAACAAGCCUUUUUAUACUUGAACUUCUAUUUUAAAUCCCCAAAGAAUUCUCAAUUAUGACUCUCAAAAAGUACAGAAAUGUUUUAAACGCUCAGCUUAAUUUAUUGAUUUCAAAAAUAAAAAAUGAGACCAGUUUCAAAAAUAAGGUCUUUCCUCCUACUCCCUACUGUCUGGCUCUGAGUGUCCCAGGCCUCUAGAGCGCUAGCUAGGGCAGCUGAAUUGAACUUUGUUGGGUAAAGAGCUAGUAUUUUAUCCCUGGAACCGCUUAUUCCUCCUGCCUCUUCCCCUGCCCAAGGCUGAAAAGUAUUCCAUUGUCCCAAAGUAGCAGGUUUAAGAUAUUUAUUUUCUGUGAUGUUAUAAAAAGAUAAUUCAUCGUGGAGGAAUAGUUCAUGAUAUUUUUCUGAUAAGCUUGUGAUUCAUGUCGUAUCACAAUUUAAGCCACUUAUUUUCAGUAUCUCAGCACUCAUCCUGUCACUAUUUUUCUCUAGAAAUAUAUGGAGAUUUUGAACGGUUAA